This is a messenger RNA of Plasmodium coatneyi, 1995 nucleotides long. RefSeq lists its product as uncharacterized. The record is from RefSeq and is a predicted model, not a curated record. Lineage: Eukaryota; Apicomplexa; Aconoidasida; Haemosporida; Plasmodiidae. Gene Ontology annotation, biological process: translational initiation. The transcript is spliced from 8 exons. The coding region runs from base 1 to 1995 and encodes 664 amino acids. Gene Ontology annotation, cellular component: eukaryotic translation initiation factor 4F complex. Gene Ontology annotation, molecular function: RNA 7-methylguanosine cap binding; translation initiation factor activity.
AUGAAAGAAAAUCUUGAAUGCGUUAACAACGUCGAAUUAGCUGAAAUUGAAAAAGAAAAAAAAUUAAAACAAAAAGAAAAAAAGAAAGAAAAACAGAAAGACAAGGAAAAAGAGAAUCAGAAUCAGAAGCAGAAACAGAAGGAUAAGCAGAAGGAAGGGAAAGCAAAAAAUGAUGAUUUAUGUCCCAAUGACGAAAAUAGGGUACCCAAAAAAUGCGAGCCUGUGAAGAAUAGUAAGCCGGGCAAUAAGGGAACCAACUUGAAAAAUAAAAAGGACAUCCACAAGGAGAGUCGCACGAACAAUGGGGAGGAGGACGACGAAGACGAUUAUAAUGAGGGCAACAAUAGCAACAACAGUGGCAACAACAAUGAUAGCAACAAUGACGGCAACGAAAUUGGUAGGUGUAAACUAGUCGAGAAGAGCAACACGUUCACCGUGGUGGGGAAAGGGAGAAGGGAACCAAAGAGUAGGUGUGACGAUGGGAAAGAAUCCAAGGGAAGUAGCACGUGCGGGGGGGCCACCCCUAGUGGAACGGGUAGUGGCACAGGAAGCGGAACGGGUAGCGGUACGAGUAGCGCAGUAGGAACUGCAAUCGGAAUAGCCAAAAAUGUGCAGAAGGCUAAUGCGCAUACCCAAAAGACAGGGAAAAAAAAAAAAGAAAUGAACAAGGAAAAUCAAAAAGCUAACACCAAAACAAACGCACCCGAGAAAAAAAACGGAACGACAAAUGUCACAAGAACAAACAGCAACGAACUUGCGAAGGAUAAAAUGAAUGCCCAGAAGAAAGGUACUAAGGAGACCAGUGGUAAUGAAAACGGCAUACAUAGCAACAGCACCGCUGAAGGAAAGAUAACGAUCAGUAACGCCACACAUGGAGAGAACAACGGGAAGAAAAAAAACUCCACGGAACAAAAGAACAAAGCGAAUUCUAAAAAGGGCAACAAGAAGAACAAACAAAAGAACGAGAACUACCUGCAGAAUACCUGGGUGUUUUUAUUCGACAAGGAAAACAGGAAGUACUACGAGCAGUACGUGAACGGGUUGGUCUCCCUGGAAACGUUUAACACGAUUGAGAAGUUUUACAAGAACUACAAGUACAUGAAAUCCCCGUCGUCCAUCAAGGAGUACUACAACAUCUACCUGUUUAAGCACAACUACAAGCCCAUUUAUGAGGAAUACUCGAACGGAUUUAUUUGCAUCAUAAAAAACGACCACUGUUUUAGGGACAACGUUGCCGAUUUGAUUUGGGAAAAAAUGGUCCUCCUGGCCAUCGGAGAAGAAUUCAAUUUGGUCGACCUCUCAGGAAUACAACUGUGCAUAAGGGAGAACGAAAUUUUUUUCAAAAUCUGGAUGAAGAACUACUCGAACUAUAUAAAGAACAUUCUAAUGAAACGAGUGAGCGAAUUGCUGGACCUGCCACCGAACACAUCUAUAAUAACCAAGAUUCUCUCCAAUGUGUACUACAACAGGAAGAACGCAAAUUUGAAGGAAAAAAAUGAGAAAGGGAAAAAGAUGUACAACAAGAAUAACAAGCCCGUUGAAUACCCAGGUACAAGGAAGGACUUCUUCAAACUUAAGAACUACGGAACCAUGUUGGUGCCCCCGAACUAUGGUAUAGGGAAUUAUAACUUUUACAAGAACAACUUGGACAUGAACCUAUACUACCUGUAUAAUCAGCAAGUCAUCCCGAACCACCCCUAUUUGUAUUACCCCCUAAAUAUGUACAACCAGCACUACAAUAAUGGCUACCCCGAUUUUAUGUAUGACUAUAAUAUGGGGGGGUACCCCAUGGAAGGCUUUAAUAACAAUUCGAUAGACAACGAAGUGCAUGCAGAAAAUAAUUUUGUCAGUAAUCAACCAAACGGAGUAGCCAGUUCCGAGAAAAAAAAAAAAAUUGACUAUGGAACGAAGAACAAAGAUUAUAGGAAGCAUUCUGUCUAUCCAAAGAAUACAAAUGAAAACUUUGAAGAUAUUAAAAACAGCACGUGUACGUAG